GGUGAGAGCUGGGUGGAAGGCGGAGUUCGGGGAGGAAAAGGCGGCAGUAAAGGCCAAGGGGGCGGGGAGGGAGAGAAAGAAAGGCAGAUCUCGCGAGAACACACGGUUACCGUAGUGGGGCGUCGCGCGCUGGCAGCGGGCGAGUGCGGACGUACGUACGUACGUGCGUGCGUGCGAGAGGAGCCGCAGCAGCCGCGCGCGGACGGUUCGCUCUCGCCCGUUAGCGCCAGUGCCGUCGCCGCCGCCGCCCCGCGCCCCUCCGCGCCUCGCGCCCCGCUCGCCACCGCCAUGUCCCGCUACCUGCGCCCGCCCAACACAUCCCUGUUCGUGAGGAAUGUGGCCGACGACACCAGGUGUGUGUCUGAAGACUUGCGCCGGGAAUUUGGUCGUUAUGGUCCCAUAGUUGAUGUGUAUGUGCCACUUGAUUUCUACACUCGUCGUCCAAGAGGAUUUGCUUACGUUCAAUUUGAAGAUGUUCGUGAUGCUGAAGAUGCCCUGCAUAAUUUGGACCGAAAAUGGAUUUGUGGACGUCAAAUUGAAAUCCAGUUUGCACAAGGGGAUCGCAAAACACCAAAUCAGAUGAAAGCCAAGGAAGGGAGAAAUGUAUACAGCUCUUCUCGUUAUGAUGAUUAUGACAGAUACAGGCGAUCCAGAAGCCGAAGUUACGAAAGGAGGAGGUCUAGGAGUCGUUCUUUUGAUUACAACUACAGAAGAUCUUAUAGUCCUCGAAACAGUAGACCUACUGGAAGACCACGCCGUAGCAGAAGCCAUUCAGACAAUGAUAGAUUCAAACACCGAAACCGGUCUUUUUCGAGGUCUAAAUCCAAUUCAAGAUCACGAUCCAAGUCCCAGCCCAAGAAAGAAAUGAAGGCUAAGUCACGUUCUAGGUCUGCAUCUCACACCAAAACUAGAGGCACUUCUAAAACAGAUUCCAAAACACAUUAUAAGUCAGGCUCAAGAUACGAAAAGGAAUCAAGGAAAAAAGAACCAGCCAGAUCCAAAUCCCAGUCAAGAUCACAGUCUAGGUCUAGGUCAAAAUCUAGAUCAAGGUCCUGGACUAGUCCAAAGUCCAGUGGCCACUAACAGCAUAACCAUAAUGUUUUUAGGCAUGUAUCAUUCAUUUACUCAUAGUUCAGUUUACUAAAUUAUCAGGAAUACAAUGUUGCAACAGUGCUUUAAAAAAAAGACAAAAAAAAAACCCCAAAACUUUUACUUUUGUCAGUUUUCCCUGUAGCAAGCAAUGGUUAUAAUUAAAAUGAUAUACUGUUGAGAAGCCACUCUUAAGAGUCCAGUUUGUUAAAUGUCAUGGGCAGCUACCAAUUUGAUUGUGGUGUCUCUGUAUAUUUUUGUAAAGAUUCUCUUUUUUUAUGCUUGAAAUAUUGGUAAAAAGUUGUUAGUUGACCAUAAUUUGCAACAUUGUCCUAUUAGAAAUAAAGUUCAUAUCCAUGAAGUGAAAAUGGUAUCAAUUUGACAGAACAACUGUUUAAGCUAGAAAGUUAGGCUGUUCCUUGAAAUAUUGCCGUAACAAAAUGGAAAAAUAGCCACAGUAUAACACUGACUGCUAUGGCAUUUCAGGUUUACAGCCUGGGGGGCUGAGGGUUGGGAGGUUGCUUUUGACACUUCUGUGGCUAUAAUAUUCAUUGGUAUAUGGAGCAGUCUGGUGAUAAAAUUUUCUUGUCAGCUGAACCAUCUCAGGUAGAUGGUACCCACAAAAGAUGAGUUGGGUGUAAAGUCUUCAGGGAGAUUGAGUCUUUUCGACUAGAGCAGAGACUACUUUUGUCUGGUUUCUGAAUAUUUUGAAAAAUGAAAACAUCUGUAAUGUUAACUAAAAUUUGAGGUCAUAAUAGCAGCAGAAAUAUUUUUAGGAAAAAUGUGUGCUGUUUUUGUAGCUAUUCUGAAUUUUAGAGAGCUAAUAACCAUAAUAUUGCUUAGUUUUCUUACUACUGUUAGAGGCAAGUAAAUUGUUUCAAAGUAGAUUUUGUUUGUAUGUGUGUGUAUAUGUGUGUAUGGUGUGUGUGUGGGUGUGUGGGUGCAGUGUUUGUAAGAACUCAAUUUUGAUGCCAAUGAUGUUCGUUGUGUUCAUUUCUAUCAAUCUGCCCACCUCUUCCUGAGGGAGGCUUUCCUCUUUAUACUUAAGUUUAUUUAGGCAAGUUUCACAGAUAAUACCCUUAAGACCGAAGGUUAUUUCGAUACCAUAAAAUGGAAAAUAAUUACAAACAAAGGAGGUUUUAGAUUUAAGCAAGAACUGCAUCUCCAGGUUUUUAGUUGAUUUUUACAUGCAGUACUCAGCUAUUAAGAAAUGUGAACAUGGUACCAAGAUUAUUAUGUGGUAUCAAGUAUUUCUCUGAAAGGCAAGUAGUUUUGUUUUGAAACAAAAGUGACUUUUGAUAAGGUUCAACCUUAUUUUGGUGCAAGAAUUAGCAUCAUUACACCUUGGAUUUCUUGUUAAAUAUAAGCAUAGAGGUGUUGGUGGGGAAAGUUUCCUUUUAGAGACCUACUCUAUAAUAUCUUGGUUUUAGUUAUCUAGGCCAGGUGUGUAAAACAAACAAAAAAAAAAAAACAACAAAAGAUGGUUUUUAAAAUAUUAUUUGUGGAACAUACUUAAGGAAUUGAUUCUAGAAUCUUUGUACAUUUGAUAGUCUUUCUAACUUUUAUUUCUUUACUGUUUGCAGUUAAUGUUCAUGUUCUGCUAUGCAAUCAUUUAUAUGCACGUUUCUUUAAUUUUGUAGACUUUCCUGGAUGUAUAGUUUCAAAACAACGAAAAGUCUAUUUAAAACUGUAGCAAUAGCUGGCAGUUCUAGCAAAGGAAAGUUGUGGGGUUAAACUUUGUAUUUUCUUUCUUAUAGAAGCUUCUAAAAAGGUAUUUUUAUAUGUUCUUUUUAACAAAUAUUGUGUACAACCUUUAAAAACAUCAAUGUUUGGAUCAAAACAAAAAGACCCAGCUUAUUUUCUGCUUGCUGUAAAUUAAGCAAACAUGCUAUAAUAAAAACAAAAUGAAGGACAUCAUGACCAACUGGAAUUAUUACAGUUUUAAGCCAUGAUUCUGUAAUAGAAGCUUCUUUUUAAAAAUCAUACCAUGGUGAAAUGGACUUGGUAAUGAGUGUCUGUUAAUCUUAGCUACUUUUGAUUUUGAAUGUGACAGACUGAAAAAGAUACAUCUCUUGAUUGGUACCUUGACAUUACCUUAAGCAGCAGUGUAUUUCAUAGUUAUUUCAUGAAUACACAUUGUCUUCUCAAGUCAUUUUGUUGUCACCUGUUAGAUCUGAAAGGGAGCAGAGAACCAAGCAAGUGAAGUGACUCCUUUUACAGAAAAGGAAAUAGGCCCUGAAAGAUGAUUGAUCAGUUGUACAGUCACACAGCUAAGUGACAGAGCUGGACAAGAGAAGGCAUGGCCUUUUGGUUCAGCAUGUCUUCCAUUCUCCUACCCAUCCUGCUUCUCAUUUCACCAUGGCUUCAUUAUUUUAUCAGGACUGUUCUUCCAUUAUUUAGACAUAUCCUCCUAAUAAAAGUAGAGUAAACUUUUCAUUGAAAGUAAAGUCUUGAUCCCCAUUCCUUUGAAAUUCACCACCCUUACUGGUCCUCUGCCCUGAAACUUGGACUUGGAAAAUCCAUCACAAACUCUGUGGUCCUUCUAGUAAACUGUAUGGGAUAAUGGGUUAAAGUGGCUGGGCCCUUCCUUUUACAACAUGUGGCUUUCUUUCAAAGUAACAGAAAUCUUCUAUUUGUUUUUUAACAAAGACUCAUCAAGAGAAACAACAGGGUACUUUGAUUAGACCUGAAUUUAAUUGAACUCUUGUAUUUUGUGAGGCUGAUUAUUUCCUGGAAUUGAAAACUCUCCUUUGAUGUUGCCAUAUUCUACAUUUGAGUGAUUAGUGAUAUUUACAUGAAUUAUCUAUCUAUCUAGAGAAGAAGAACUUGGUGGUGAAUUAUCUGUAGUACAACAAAACAAAAAUUCAGUUUCCUCUGGUCUGAGGCUGAGUGUCUUCAUUUGGGAUCCCCUGAAAGCCUUAUUCUGUCCACACUUCCAUUGUCAUAUGUUUCCCUCUUAAGUAUAUAGCUCCACCCACAUUUCAGAAGACAUGGGCCAAACAAAGAAGUAGUUAGAAUGUUAGUCAUUUAAAAGUUCAAUUUUAAGUUAAGAAUUAGAAAUCCAUGUUGCUUGAGCUUUCCCAUCUCCUCAUUAUAUAGAAAGUGGUAGUGGCAGUGGGGUCUUUGGCUUUGAUUAAUUUUCUUGCUUUAUUAAAGCUAAAAUUAGGAAUAAUCAUUUUGCAGAGUUUUAAGCUUUUUCAGCCACUUAGAAUCAUAAACAUUUUCAACCAGAGAAGAUAAUGUAAUAGUCCCAAUUUUUUAUGAAGUAAUGGCAAACAUUUUACAGCAUGCACCCUAUUUGAUAAGCAUUGUACGAUAUAAUUUAUUAAUGGAGAAAAUGUCACAAGCUAAAGCUAUUAUGAAUUCACUAAAUUGCAUCUUAUUAAUCAGUGCAUCUGUAUCAAAAAAAAUGUCAGAGCACUUAUGUAAAAAAAGUGUGAUGUAUAAAACAUUUUAUUUUAUUGUGUGAACUUAGGAUAAUCAAGAUGAUCAAGUAAUGUGUUUCCAUGUCUCACAACUUAGUAAGCACUGGUAGUAUAAGGGCAGGCUUUUUAUUUUUUAGGUGGAGAAAUUGAGGCACAGAUUAGCAGAACUGGUAUUUGGGCCAAGUCUUGGUUCCCAGGCAAUCCAUUGAUUCCUUCAUAAAAGUUGGUUUUGUUUUAAAUAAACUUGAUAGCUUUGUAGAGUAUAAGACAUAAUGAAAAGCUAUAGCUAAAUAUCAACAAAUCAGCCUCAUUCUUAUGGAGUCAAUAACAUUGAUGUUACUAAUGAUCCUGAAAUAUAGAUCCCUAAGUUAAAAAUUCAAGUGUUUUCCUAUCAGCAACAAUGAAGAAAUGUAAUAAGUAAGGCUCAAAUCUGGUUGGCUUUACAAGCCACACACCAUCAAAUGUGAAUUUGUCUCCAAACAAAACAACUAAGCCAGUGUAAUCCAGGUAUAUUUUCUGUUCUCCUUUGUGGCUUUAGCAUAAUGGAAUUUGUAUCCAUUCCUACUUGAUAUAUUGGGAUGUAUUGAAGAGGGGAAGGGCUGUGAGGUUAUAUAGCCUUGUACUGUGUUUCUAAAUGGUGGGAGGAACACAACUUAGCUGUAAAGUACUUAGCUCCUUACCCUUUUCAUAAGAUUCAUCUUCAUAUGGAAGAGACUUUAGAUAUUUAAUAUUCUUUAAAGAUGUGAAAAAACAGUCUGGCAGAGGUUUGAAUUACAUACGCAAGAUCACAUAGUAAAGAACACAUUUGGUAUUCAGAUUCUGGUUCUGAUUCCAAAAUUCAUGUAUAGGAUCACUAUGUGAUCCUAAGAUUUCUUUAAUGUUCUUAAAAUUUUCCUCCUGAUGUCCUAUGAGGCAAGACAGUACGAGUGAGAAAACAAAUUCAAUGGGGAAAGGAUUUCUAGAUUGUCCCGAAAAAAUGUGGAUCCAGUUUGAAAUCCAAGGUUCUAUUUAUUUAAAUUGAUCAUCUUCUAUUUUUGUUAAAAGGUUUAGAUGUGGAGAUUGCAACUCUGUGAGUAGAUGGUUUAAUGAUCAAGACAAUUUUUUAAAUCAGUACUUCAAAAAAAUCUAUGGAUGGUACUAACUCUUCAAAUAUUAAAAGUAUUUUUCCUUAUUAUAACCCUAGAUAGAUAAUGUAAAUAUCCUCUUUAUAAAUGGGAAACUCAGACACUGACAGGUAAGUAACUAACCAUGGACAGAGCUUAUGUGAGGUGGUAGACUUUUGCUUUUUUCUCCCAGACUUCCAAGACCAGCAUUUUUCACUGUCCUGUAGCUACUCCUAGAACUGUAUUGUGAAUGAAUUCUGGUGCCUGUGCCAAAAUAGAGGGCAAGGAGGAGGAGUGCAGUGCAGAGAACAAUCCAGCUCAAUUGUAUAUAGUUGAACUUCUGAGAAGAAAGUAUAGAAGGAAAAAUCAAGAGGGUACUGAGGACAGGAGCAAUAGAACUGAGUUACUUCACAAGGCAGAGUGGUAACAGGUUUAAGGUGGGAAUGAGACUAUUGUGGAAUGGCCCUUCCAUAGUUGAAGGGACAAAGAUCCCUUUGUGUUACUUGUACUAGGCAAACUUUCAAAGGAAGCAAAGACAGCAAACAGACAAGUGAGCCUGGGACAGGACCUAAAACCCAAAG
Messenger RNA from Sarcophilus harrisii (Tasmanian devil), 6198 nucleotides. RefSeq names its product serine and arginine rich splicing factor 10 (gene SRSF10). The coding region runs from base 289 to 1083 and encodes 264 amino acids. Lineage: Eukaryota; Metazoa; Chordata; Mammalia; Dasyuromorphia; Dasyuridae. Gene Ontology annotation, molecular function: RNA binding. The record is from RefSeq and is a predicted model, not a curated record. The transcript is spliced from 6 exons.